Nicotiana tabacum (common tobacco) is the source of this 1624-nucleotide messenger RNA. Lineage: Eukaryota; Viridiplantae; Streptophyta; Magnoliopsida; Solanales; Solanaceae. The record is from RefSeq and is a predicted model, not a curated record.
UGCUAAUCGACAUUCUUAUCGUCUUGCAGGAUGAUGUCAACUAAUUAUCUUGGUCCAUUUUGUCUUACAAAACUGCUUUUGCCGCUUCUAGAACAGAGUCCUAUCCCUUCUCGUGUUGUUAAUGUUACAUCAUUCACGCAUCGGAAUGUGUCUAGCAUGGAGGUCACCGGAGAAACAAUAUCUGGGAAGUAUUUUUCAAAAUUAAGUUCCUACCCAUUUGCUCAUGUAUAUGAGUAUUCUAAAUUAUGCCUUCUGCUCUUGACAUAUGAGCUUCAUCGACGAGUUGGUCUGGUGGAGAAAUCUCAGAAUGUCUCUGUCAUUGCUGUAGAUCCUGGAGUAGUGAAAACCAACAUUAUGCGAGAAAUUCCUUCAUGCCUCUCAUGGUUGGCGUUUUCCAUUUUGAAACUUUUGGGGCUUUUGCAAUCUCCUGAAGUAGGAGUCCGCUCUGUUCUUGAUGCAGUACAUGCACCACCAGAAACCUCAGGAGUAUACUUCUUUGGAGGAAAUGGUAGAACUCUAAGAUCUUCUCAGCUUUCUUACAACUCCAAACUUGCAAAGGAUCUUUGGGAUGCAUCGUCUCAAAUUCAUCUUGAGUUUCAGCUUGCUUCCCAAGGGAACUUGGAGUAUACAAUUAGAUGAACUAUUUCAAGGUCAAGCCUCAAAGUCAAAUAUCUGAACUAGACAAGAUUAAGAGCCAUUUUUUUCGGUGGAGACUUGAGGUCAAGAGUACUUCAACUGGGACUAAGAAAUGAGAAAGAUAUGUGAAUGGUCCUGCAUCUGCAAAUAAGCACAUGCACCAAAACUAAGGAAGAAGAAAGCCAGGUUCCUUAUUGAAGAGUGGAAAUCACGCUCUGAUAAAAGGUACCAAAAAUUCUCUAUUUUAUACUGAAAUAAGAAUUUCUGAUAAGGCUGAAAGACGUAAAAAAAGGCAGCACGGUGCACGAAGUAUCUCUUGUUUACGCGGGGUUCGGGGGAAGGGCUGCAUUCCGAGGGGGUGUCAGGGUGUGAUGUAUGCAGUCUACCUUGAUGCAAGCUUCAGUGGCUGAUUCCGCGACUCUAACCAGUGAUCUACAAGUCACACGGAGACAACUUUAUCAUUGCUCCAACCUAGAAAAAAUAGAAAAAUAUGACAAACAAUAAAAGAUAAAAAAUGCUAAGAAAAGAAAUUAUAUGUGCUAAGCUAUUGAUAAAGACAAAAUGGAAGUAGCAUUAUUUUUGUCCCAACUUCCAAACUAUGCUUUGCAUCCUCAAUUCAAGUUCUAGUACUGUAAGCUUUACAAGUGAUUUAAUUUGUUUAUAUAAAACCUAAACAUAUCGAGGUUGAUUAUCACUUCGUUUAAGAGAAUGUCACUCGAGAUGAAAUAAUCGAUGAUAAAUUGGAAGUGUAUGAUCAUUUCAUCUACAAACUUAAAUUGUUAGAGAGAGUACACUUUUAUUUUUAGUUAUGUUUUCAACUAGCCUCAUGUGCGGACUUGAUUCUCUUUUAUGGGCCAAGCUUGUAGAAAUUCUUCUCGAACUCAGGAUUUGUGUCUAUUCUGAUACCAUAUUAAAAUGUGUAACCUCUAAAAGUUUAAGCUGUUAAUGAGUAUACACUUUUAUUUAUUUAGUUAUGUUUUCAAUAAUA